UGGCUCCAAAACACAAAAUAAAAAUUAUAAAAAUCUCUAGAAAUAUUUAUAUUUAUAUACUAAUCAAGGAAUGUGCGACUUUAUUUAUCUCCACAUUACUAUAUGAAGGACACGUACGAUGAGGUCAAGAUCGAAUUCAUGACCUAACUCAUCGUUAUCGCUAUUAAUCAUCAGUGGACUAUUUCGCUAAUUUCGUUUCGCGACACUUUCUUCUUCAUCGUCUGUUCGCGGUUGGCUGGCUUCAAUCCAGAACUGCGCGCGCAAACGCUAGAAAAUAAUUCACGAUCGCUGCUAAGGUCAGCGGGCUUCUAAUUAAGUCAGUCGGUCAGUCAGUCAGUCAGACAGACAGUUGGGCCUUGUAGUUGAUCAUCGAUCGUGAAUAUUACUUGGAUAGCGAGACUGUUCCAAAAAAGAGAGUAAAAAACAUGCCGGACGCGAAGAAAAGGGUGUGCAUCGUCGGCAGUGGCAAUUGGGGUUCAGCAAUCGCGAAAAUCGUCGGGGCGAAUGUCACGAAAUUCAAUAAUAUAUUCGAGACACGAGUGACGAUGUAUGUGUACGAGGAGAUCAUUAACAACGAAAAAUUGACCGACAUAAUCAACACUCUUCAUGAGAACGUUAAAUAUUUGCCUGGGCACAAACUUCCGGAAAAUGUGGUUGCCGUACCCGAUGUUGUUGAGGCCGCGAAGGAUGCCGAUAUCCUCAUUUUUGUCUUACCGCAUCAGUUUAUUCGCACUUUGUGCUCGACUUUGCUGGAUAACAUAAAACCAACUGCGGUCGGUCUUUCUCUCAUUAAGGGUUUUGGACGAGGCGAAGGAAACAGUAUUGAGUUGAUCUCCAAGAUCAUCGAGAAAAAUCUGAGAAUACAGUGUAACGUGUUGAUGGGCGCCAAUCUCGCCAAUGAGGUCGCCGAGGAAAAUUUUUGCGAAACUACAAUUGGAUGUAAGGAUAAACGAUUGGCACCGAUACUAAGAGACCUCAUUCAAACUUCAAAUUUCCGAGUGGUUGUUGUGGAAGAUUGUGAAACCGUGGAAGUUUGUGGAGCCCUGAAGAACGUAGUAGCAUGCGCUGCUGGUUUUGUGGAUGGUCUCGGAUUGGGGGACAACACAAAAGCCGCGGUGAUCCGAUUAGGACUGAUGGAAAUGGUUAAAUUUAUCGAUACCUUCUAUAGUGGUUCUAAACUUUCCACGUUCUUUGAAAGCUGCGGUGUGGCAGAUCUGAUUACAACCUGUUACGGAGGAAGGAAUCGCAGAGUCUGCGAGCAAUUUGUCAAGACUGGCAAGACUAUCAAAGUAUUGGAGGACGAACUAUUGUCCGGGCAGAAACUGCAGGGACCAGCAACGGCAGAUGAAAUCCACGAUAUGCUGAAGUCGCGUAGUCUGGAGGACAAAUUUCCACUGUUCACAGCAGUGCAUCGUAUCUGCACUGACCAGUUGCGACCAGCAGAUCUCAUUGAUCAGAUUCGUAGUCAUCCCGAACACGUAAUGAGAUUAGAAGAGAGAAGUGCAUAGUUCAUAUAGAAUACACUCAGUUGGACUCUUGUAGAAAUAGUUUAAAUCAUCAAAAGAGAAAUUAUUUGAACAGCAAAGACAUCAUGUACAUACUCUGAGCAUCUAUUGUAAUUAAUUAUUGCUGUAAAUAAAGAUAUACUUAUUUAAUGAUAUA
Messenger RNA from Nylanderia fulva, 1662 nucleotides. RefSeq names its product glycerol-3-phosphate dehydrogenase [NAD(+)], cytoplasmic. Gene Ontology annotation, cellular component: cytosol. Gene Ontology annotation, biological process: glycerol-3-phosphate catabolic process; carbohydrate metabolic process. Lineage: Eukaryota; Metazoa; Arthropoda; Insecta; Hymenoptera; Formicidae. The record is from RefSeq and is a predicted model, not a curated record. Gene Ontology annotation, molecular function: glycerol-3-phosphate dehydrogenase [NAD(P)+] activity; NAD binding; protein homodimerization activity.